Molecule: messenger RNA, 1336 nt
Organism: Boleophthalmus pectinirostris (great blue-spotted mudskipper)
Lineage: Eukaryota; Metazoa; Chordata; Actinopteri; Gobiiformes; Gobiidae
Product: 3-mercaptopyruvate sulfurtransferase-like
Exons: 2
Coding region: 57-938 (293 amino acids)
Biological process (GO): transsulfuration
Cellular component (GO): mitochondrion
Molecular function (GO): thiosulfate-cyanide sulfurtransferase activity
Source: RefSeq, a predicted model, not a curated record
UUGUGAUACAACACUCCCCCCUGUGGUCCAGUCUACGGCAGCCACGCAGUUCCAUCAUGGCGGCCCAAGUUCGUACUCUGGUGUCAGCUCAGUGGCUUUUAGAUGCCAUCAGAAACAACCGCAUCGGUCCAAAUCUCCGGAUCCUUGACGCGUCUUGGUACCUUGCGAAAACCAAGCGGGACCCCAGAGCUGAGUUCGCCCAGUCCCAUAUCCCUGGCGCCUCCUAUUUUGACAUUGAUGACUGCUGUGAAUACCACCCGGAGCUGGAUCACAUGCUGCCAACUUCGGAGCGCUUUUCUGAGUACGUAGGGAAACUCGGAAUCGGGAACGAGACGCACGUAGUUGUGUACGACACCCACGACUUCGGUGCGUUCAGUGCGCCCCGGGUUUGGUGGAUGUUCCGACUGUAUGGCCACAAUAUGGUGUCGGUUCUGGACGGUGGAAUGAAGAAUUGGCUGCAAAAUGAGUACCCCGUGACAGCAGAGUACACUAAACCCGAGCCCCAGAAGUUUGAAGCCUCCCUGAAUAAGUCCUGGGUGAAGACCUAUGACGAUAUUAUGCAAAACGUCCAGACCAAGAGUGUGCAGGUGGUUGAUGCCAGGUCUGCGGGCAGAUACAGAGGCACGGAGCCAGAGCCCAGGGAUGAUGUUCUGCCUGGCCAUUACCCCGGUACUAUCAACAUACCCUUUAACUCACUCUUGGACGAGUCUGGGAAAGUGCUUCCAACUGAAGACUUGGCAAAGAUGUUCAAAGAGGCAGGUGUGGACCUCCAGAAGCCACUGUGGGCCACCUGUGGAUCUGGGGUCACUGCUUGUGUCGUUAUUUUAGGUGCUCACCUGCUUGGGCACCCUGGGCCCUGUCUGUAUGAUGGCUCCUGGACUGAAUGGUUUAAAAAGGCACCUCCAGAAUACAUAAUUUCUGAAGGACAAGCCAAGUGAAAGCUGCUUUGUUUUUGUAAUUUAGUUUUGUAACACAUUUAGACAAUGUGUAUAAAAAAUGUUUUUGGGGGAUUUUUUACAAGUUUCAGGGUCAAUUACAACUGCAUAAUUGUUGCAAUAGUAAAGCUUGUCUCUAACACAAGGGCAAGUGGAGAGGAGGUUGAAAGUAAUUCAGUCAUUUACUCCACAAGAUGCGUUAAGAAAUGUUGGAAUAUUGCUAGUCAUAGAUGUAGGAUUCAUCUAAAAAAACAAAAAGUUGGGUGAGUAAAUGAACCAAUUCAUUAUGAUGAUACUUUUAAUCUACCAUGAUCAAGGUUCCACACUGCUAGUAAUUGAUGAUUAUGCACUACAGAUGGAACAAUAAAGAAUAAUAUUAUAAUAAAAAAGUUAGACAAUAA